GGUAACGCCAGUUGAGACAGACGCGUCCGUCUGGUCCCAUGUAAAUUCCCUCACCUAGGAAAAUCAGGAAAUGUACAGGUAUGUCUGAGUGAAAAAUAGAACCAAGAGUCCUUUUCUAGACAUAUGCAUGUAUGUGAUCAACAACGAAAGUUUGAGUUAACUCCUUGCACUAUCAGCAAAGUAGAAUACCAAAUGGAGGAAAGACACAAAGCCCUACUCCGCGCCAAACGAUUGGAAAUAGCAAGUGACCUGCGGUUCAGGGACAUUCGGAGACGUCUUCUGAACAGCGGAAUCCUGGAUGGAGAGAACCUGGACGAUAUUGAGAAUGAACAAUCACGCGGAGACCAAGUAAACGCCUUGCUAGACAUUCUUCCUACCAAAGGACCGAAUGCAUUCUCGGUGUUUCGCGAUGCUCUGAAUGACAGUGGUUACCCACAUUUGGCACGGAUCUUGAACGCCGAAAGCCAGCAAGCACCCACCAGAGAGCCACGUGUAUUCAUCAUCCACGCAGGAGAAGACAAAGAAUCAUUUGUCCGUCCAUUGGUCACCACGCUGCAACAGCAAGGGUUGGCCGAGAAAGACAUUUUUUUCGACGACGUUUCCAUCAAACCCGGUGAAGUCAUUCGGGACAGAAUAAUUUCGACUUUAUCGAGUGAAAGUUUGGAACUCGCUGUCGUUGUUGUCAGUACAUCAUUCCUCAACAAACCCUACUGGCCUAAACUGGAGUUUGAAACAUGCCUUAGAAACAACAAACGAAUAUUCCCCAUAUGGGUCGACGCUAACGACGAUGGUUUCAAGGCCUUUAGUGAGUUAGUCGGGAAGUACUCUCCCACACUGAAACAGAUGAGCGCAAGACGCGUGCAGAAAGACCAUGUAACUGACGAGAUGGCAAACAUCGCUGCAGAAGUCGUUCAACGACUUUCUACGUUGGGACGUAGCACACCUCAGCCUGCAGCGAUCCAAACGCUUUUUUACUUGACACCUUCUCCGUCGCCAAGUGAUUCUGGAUCAUCAGAUGAAGAAACCAGAAUGAAGGACGAAGACACUCGAACGGCAGGUGUCAGUGACGAACAGUGGGUAGAGGACAAGCUAAAGGAUGAAAAGGCGAGGCAGUUAGAUUUGCUGGCAAAACUAGGAGGUAUCCAGCUAGACCUAUUAAAGAAAGCAGAAGGCCUUCUGUCGAGAGAAGAGAUAGAAAAGCAGACAAAAGAGGUUCUGUCACACCUACUUCGAUCAGGGUUAGAUAUUGUUAAAAUCAAGAUGGGCUCUGCAAUCCUUCACUUACUCCCAAACAAUCUUCUCUCUUUGAAUACUAUAUGGACAGCCUACAAGUCUGGACAGCUCGGCGUUGACUUUACAGGCUGUCUUGUCACUGAUGAGAUGCGAGCCAUUACUGGCCAUGACUUGGCUGUGCAGGUCAUCAUGUUAGAAGAGCAGUACCGGCAGUGGGUCGAAUAUUUCAACGCACGAGACAUGGUGAGGACAGUCCAGGAGUUUCAGAGCCUGACCAUGACACCUGACUCUACCACGUGGGAGACAUUUGUGGAAGAGUAUCUAGAAGGCAACACUGAACAGGACCUAGAAUUGGAUAAGUGUAUCUUUAUCUCAGCUACUGAAGUUGAUGUGCUGUGUAACAGCAUUAAGGGUUCAUGGCAGUUGGCCAAGCUUGAUAUAACUGUGCUGCUAGCUCAGUGGAAUGAUGCGAUGGGUGCAGCUAUAGGAGAGCUCCUCCCCAGGCUGUCUAAUCUAAAGGACCUAAGAAUAAAGGUGGUGCUGUGUUGA
Molecule: messenger RNA, 1782 nt
Organism: Branchiostoma belcheri (Belcher's lancelet)
Lineage: Eukaryota; Metazoa; Chordata; Leptocardii; Amphioxiformes; Branchiostomatidae
Exons: 7
Coding region: 124-1782 (552 amino acids)
Biological process (GO): regulation of apoptotic process; signal transduction
Molecular function (GO): protease binding; death domain binding
Source: RefSeq, a predicted model, not a curated record